UUUCUCAUCCCGCUCUUCCUCUCUCACUCCCACAACUUUUCUUCUUACUUUUUUCUCUUUCCAAAUCCAAAAGCUCCCAUGCCUACUUCACUACUACAUUCGUCCUCCCCCGCUUCCUUGAAUAAGGGAUCAGAAGCAUUCAUGGGUUCUCCGCCUCUCUUCAGUCCAUCCUCUGAUAAGUGUUUCUGGAGCACUCUCCGCAGCCGCAUCGAUGUGCUCCUCGAGAGCAGAAUACCCACUGAUGAUUCAUCCUCGCCUCCUCCUACCCAGACGAAUGCUGGAGCUGUGGAAAGGGAAAAGAGGAUGAAGGAGGAUUCCAUGCUUCUGCUAAGAGGGUUCGACUCUGUUGCUUACUCACUGUCUCAGCUCUCCGACAAUCUGGAGAAUGCCCUUCAGGGAGCAAGAGAUCUUGCCAAACCGCCCACAUUGACUGAAAUAUUGAAUUGUACCUUGGAGAGGGCAAAAUAUGAACAGCAAUUGCCACAGAGGAAGGAAGAUGAACAUGGAGAAGAAACUGAAGGAGAGAGCAAUGAAGAAGGAAAGAGGGGACAUAAGAGAAAGUUUGAUACUCAAGGAUAUUCUGAUCAAGAUCAAGAGGAUGUAUCCCUGAAGGGAAAGAUGAAGAGCUCAAAAGAAAUGGGCAACCUCAACAAAGCCAAAAAUCUUGCAAUUUCGAUGGCAACAAAAGCUGGUGCCCUUGCAAGAGAACUGAAAUCCAUUAAAUCAGACUUAUGCUUCAUGCAAGAGCGCUGCACUCUAUUAGAGGAAGAAAACAGGAGGCUUCGUGAUGGAUAUUCCAAAGGAAUAAGACCAGAAGAAGAUGAUCUGGUAAGGCUUCAAUUGGAAGCACUCCUUGCUGAAAAAUCAAGACUGGCAUAUGAGAAUGCAAACUUGGCCAGGGAAAACCGGUGCCUUCACCAGCUAGUAGAGUACCACCAGCUCACCACGCAGGAUCUGUCCGCGUCUUAUGAGAACUUGAUAAGAGGAAUGAGCUUAGAAUUUUCAUCACCAAAUUCUGUACGAGAAGCAGAUGAAGAAGAAGAAGAAGAAGAAGAAGAAGAAGAGGAAGAGGGCAGAGGAGUUGAUGGUACCCCGAGGCCAAAUAUUUUGGGAUUCUCCAAGUCACUGGAUGCAUACUACGAUGAACCGUGACUGAGUCUCAUAGAAGACUGGAAAAAACUUGCAAUGUAGAUUAGACGAUCCUGUCAACAGAUGGGUUUUGUUAUUUCAUUUAAUUUUUAUCAUUUUGUAUUUUUUUUUCCGACAGAGGGAUCAUGUUUGUUAAAUAAUACCCAAUGCUUAUUAUUAUUUGAGAUGCUCCAAUUAAGUUGA
Messenger RNA from Coffea eugenioides, 1332 nucleotides. RefSeq lists its product as uncharacterized. The record is from RefSeq and is a predicted model, not a curated record. The transcript has 6 exons. Lineage: Eukaryota; Viridiplantae; Streptophyta; Magnoliopsida; Gentianales; Rubiaceae. Bases 79 to 1152 code for a protein of 357 amino acids.